UUCCACCGUUGGAUCAAAAUCGAAUCAACGGCCUUAAAUGAACCCGCCAAAAAAGAAACGUAUUUCGAAUGAAACGGCAUAGUACACAUUAGAGACAGAAUCAACAGUAAGCACAGCUGCUUGUCGGUUAUAUACCUCUAUUCAUAUCCCGCCACGUGUCCCUUAAACCCCCUCGUAGCAAAAAUAUAUACACACCAGCGGAACCAUCACAGCGCGUGUUUUGUGUGAGAGCUAUGGAGAGAAAAUUACCUCUUGCUCAACCGGGAUUUAAUGCCGGAGAAGCGUUGCUACCACUUAUGGAGUCUGAUGAAGCCUUCAUCAACGGCAUGUACGACGGUAUGAGCUAUCAGGCUCUGUUGAGUUUGAGCCUCGACCACAGCUACUAUGGCCAAGUGAAACCUUUCGCAGCUCACUCAUCUUUUCACCCUUCUCUCGUCAAUGAUAUGCUCUGCGCCAGUAAUGUUUCUUCUCAUGAUUUCUCUACUGGAGAUCAUUUUGCAUGGCUUAAUAAGAAGACAGAGAUCAAUCCUGAUGCUGAUAAAAAGAUGAAAUUCCCAAAACUGGAACCAGUAACUGAUAAUCUCCCGUUAUAUCCAUACAACAAUGAGGUUUUUUUAAGUGAGCCGUUCAACUACUUCUCCAACACCUCCGGUGGCUUUGGAUAUCACAGUCUUCCAGAUCUUCGUUGCCUCGAACAGUCAAACUAUUUGGAUUUCUCGUCAUCGCUGGUCACAACAGAAAACCGAGUCGUCGAACCUGUUUCACAAGUUAUGAGUAACCUCUUAAAGAGCAGGCAGCCUUAUAGUUCAUCUACAACUCGAAUGCGAAGACAGAAGCUAAGCGAGAAAACACGAUGUUUGGAAAAGCUAUUGCCGUGGGAUAAGAAAAUGGAUACGGCUACUAUGUUAGAAGAGGCGUACAAAUACGUGAAGUUUCUACAGGCGCAGAUUAGCGUCUUACAGAGCAUGCCUCCGCUGGUAGAAGGAGGUCCUUCGUCUUCUUCCGAUCAGGACAGAAAUAAAUCAAAUGAAGCGAAGGCGAUUAGCGUUUUUGGGACACUGGGGAGACUGAACAGGCAGCAGCUUUUACAGGUUUUACUGAAUUCGCCUGUUGCUCAGACGUAUCUCUACUCCAAAGGCUGCUGUGUUUACUCCGUAGAACAGCUGGUUCAGUACAGGAAAAUUGCUCAGAGAAACGCUUUGUACCGCCAAUCUUUGUUUUUCUCCGGCAUGCUCUCUUGAACAAAACGAUUCCGAUCCUCAGGUGCUCUUUUUUCCUUUUUUUGGUUAAAAAAAAAAGUAGUGAAAGUUAAGGCUAUAGGAGUAAAGGGGAAACCUGUAGAUGUGUGAGAAAUUGGUAACUGCACUGAAGUAGAUCAAGUAGUGUUAGGAUCAGUCUAUUCUCUUUUUUUGCUAAUCAUUACAUGUAAGUACGUGAUAUGAAUCAUCUUUGAGCAACUUCUUCAUCUCAAUGAUUCUAUACUGAGAUAA
Solanum dulcamara is the source of this 1490-nucleotide messenger RNA. RefSeq lists its product as uncharacterized. NCBI's taxonomy places the organism in Eukaryota, Viridiplantae, Streptophyta, Magnoliopsida, Solanales, Solanaceae. The transcript has a single exon. Bases 234 to 1241 code for a protein of 335 amino acids. Gene Ontology annotation, biological process: regulation of DNA-templated transcription. The record is from RefSeq and is a predicted model, not a curated record. Gene Ontology annotation, molecular function: protein dimerization activity; DNA-binding transcription factor activity.